This is a messenger RNA of Megalops cyprinoides (Indo-Pacific tarpon), 1722 nucleotides long. It is a transcript of the gene prdm6, whose product is annotated as PR domain containing 6. Gene Ontology annotation, molecular function: protein binding; histone methyltransferase activity. Gene Ontology annotation, cellular component: nucleus. The record is from RefSeq and is a predicted model, not a curated record. NCBI's taxonomy places the organism in Eukaryota, Metazoa, Chordata, Actinopteri, Elopiformes, Megalopidae. The transcript is spliced from 8 exons. Bases 37 to 1722 code for a protein of 561 amino acids.
AAGCUUCUUGUUUUCGUGAACUGGCCGCAUUCGGAGAUGCUGAAGCCCGGUGACCCCAGCGGAUCUGCCUUCCUAAAAGUGGACCCGACCUACAUCCAGCACUGGCAGCAGCUUUUCCCUCAGAGCCAGCUGAAGAACGGAGCCCUCGCCCAGCUCCAGCCGCCGGAGAGAGCGGCUAUCUCUGUCGAAAGUCUUCGUCAGCGCCCGAACCUGAUCUCCUCCACAUCGUCCUCAUCAGCUUUAACGCCGUCCUCAACCUCCUCGACCUCAUCGGUUUCCUCGUUGGCAGGUCUAACUCAACUAUCCGUGCCGCAGAUUGCACUUUUUGGACAAACACUGUGCACCGACAUCCCCACAUCAGACAGUGUCAACCCUCAAGCAAAAGAACUUUGUUUGUCAUCCGGCUGUAAAAACGACAGAGGAUCAAGGUUUAAAUUUACCUCCGAGGAGUUAGACUACUACCUCUACGGACAGCAAAGAAUGGAGAUAAUCCCAUUGAACAAUCACACCGGCGACCCCAAUAAUCGGUGCGACAUGUGCGCGGAUAACCGGAACGGCGAGUGCCCCAUGCACGGGCCCCUGCACUCGCUGCGCCGUCUGGUGGGGACCAGCAGCGCCUCGGCCGCCGUGCCCCCGCCGGAGGUCCCCGACUGGCUGCGCGACCUGCCCCGCGAGGUGUGCCUCUGCACCAGCACCGUGCCGGGCCUGGGCUACGGCAUCUGCGCCGCCCAGCGCAUCCCCCAGGGCACCUGGAUCGGCCCCUUCCAGGGGGUCCCGCUGCAGCUGGACAAGGUGCAGGCAGGAGCGGCCCGGAACACACGCCACCUAUGGGAGAUCUAUGACCAGGAAGGGACGUUACAGCACUUUAUUGAUGGCAACGAGCCCAGCAAGUCAAGCUGGAUGAGGUACAUCCGCUGCGCAAGGCACUGUGGAGAGCAGAACAUGAUGGUGGUCCAAUACAGGUCGUGCAUAUUCUACAGAGCGUGCAUGGACAUCAAUCGGGGCACCGAGCUCCUUGUCUGGUACAACGACAGUUACACCUCCUUCUUCGGCAUCCCUCUGCAGUGCAUCGCACAGGAUGAGAACUUGAACGUCCCAACCACUGUCAUGGAGGCCAUGUCCAGGCAGGAGACCCUGCAGCCGUUCAGCAAGACAGGCAAGGCCCCGUCCGCGGUGCUGCUCCGCUCCAUGGUCUUCCCCCACUCUCCCUGCAGCAGGAGCUUCUCCCUGAUGGACAAGCAGGGCCAGACCGAGUCCGGCUUCAACCAGAUGAGCGGCAAGAACCAGCGCGUGCUGGCCAGCCCUACCUCCACCAGCCAGCUGAGCACGGAGUUCAGCGACUGGCACCUGUGGAAGUGCGGCCAGUGCUUUAAGACGUUCACCCAGCGCAUCCUACUGCAAAUGCACGUGUGCACGCAGAACCCAGACAGGCCUUACCAGUGCGGCCACUGCUCCCAGUCCUUCUCCCAGCCCUCUGAGCUGCGCAACCACGUGGUCACCCACUCCAGCGACCGGCCCUUCAAGUGCGGCUACUGCGGCCGCGCGUUCGCCGGAGCCACGACGCUCAACAACCACAUCCGCACACACACCGGGGAGAAGCCAUUCAAGUGCGAGAGGUGCGACCGGAGCUUCACGCAGGCCACCCAGCUCAGCAGACACCAGCGGAUGCCCAACGAGUGCAAGCCCAUCAGCGAGAGCAGCGAAUCAAUCGAGGUGGAUUAG